CCUAAGUCCCCGCGAUUCCCUUUGCGAUUGAGCCUCAUCGACCUUCCAAAGAUAGGCAUCAUCCCGUCUGCACGAAAUACCGCUCAUGAACCAUGUAACGCUCGCCUCAAGCCCUCCGGUUGCGCGAGAUUGCUUCCGCCAUCGCGGAUCGAAGACCUUCUGAAGAUGGACGCGUUCCCGCUCUGUAGCGCAGCCGCUCCCGCGUUGACGCUUCGGAGGUGUUCCGACAUGGAGAAGCGUAUUCUUUCCAAUGUUCUAGAGCCGCCGGGGGUGCGGCGGAGAUGGCUAGCUGUGGCUCUCCCAUGAAGCUUUGAUCUGGAUUUCGAUUCAAUCGAAACGGCUAGGAGAACGCGCUCCUCUCCUCGAUUCCCAUCUCAUUUCUUGCUUUACAGCGUACGUUUGAUAUAACAUGGCGUUCAGAUCCAAUCUUUCUUCGAACACUGCGACUCGAGCUUCUUUCAAACUAUCAUGCAUUCGUUCAUCAUCUCAUUACUGGCCAUCUCCAGCUGUACCGGAUCUGCUGCAGCAGUGGGGGUAGUUGGCUCUCCAGUAGGAUUUGCGGCCGGAACGACAGGCGGCGGUUCUGCAACUCCGCAAUAUCCAGCCGACAUCGCGCAGCUCACGGCGUGGCUCACGGACAACGUCCCCCGCGUGAUUGUAUUGGACAAAACCUUUGACUAUGUUGGUAGCGAGGGUACUGUGACGGGUGCAGGAUGUCGACCAAGUUCAAACACAUGUCCUGGGCAUGGCGGGCAAGAUGCCAUCAAUGCAAACAACUGGUGUGAUGCUUCCUAUCCUAAAAUUUCCGUUACAUACGACAAAGCUGCUACUCAAGGUAUCAAUGUUGGAUCUAACAAAUCGAUAAUUGGAGAAGGGAGAAAGGGUGUCAUUCGAGGGAAGGGACUUCGAAUUGCGAACGGUGCACGUAAUGUGAUAGUCCAGAACAUUCACAUCACAUACCUGAAUCCCCGGUACAUUUGGGGUGGGGACGCCAUCACGCUUGCCGGCACAGACCUUGUAUGGGUCGACCACGUGAAGAUUUCUCACAUUGGCCGCCAAUACUUCGUAUCUGGGUACGCGCCAUCCAAUCGUGUUACCAUUUCUAAUUCUGAAUUCGACGGCAUCACUAAAUGGUCUGCGAGCUGCGACGGACGUCACUACUGGGGCAUGCUGCUGCUGGGGUCGAGCGACCGGAUCACGUUGGCUGGAAACUACAUGCAUCAUAUGAGUGGCCGCAGCCCAAAGGUCGGCGGUAACACGCUACUCCAUGCAGUCAAUAAUCUUUUCGCCGAUAACACGGGCCAUGCCUUCGACAUCCUUGCAGGUGGCCAGGUCGUUGCGGAGGGGAACGUCUUUGAAAAUGUCAGAACUACGUUGAUGGAACCAGUUCAGGGACGGGUGUUUACGUCCCUGAGUGCCGCUAUGAAUGCAGGGUGCAAACCCUACUUGGACCAUGAUUGCGCGAAGAACUUAUUGCAAAACAGUGGCAAUUUUAAUGGAGACGCGACUGCUAUAUUGGCUAAGUUCUCGGACUACGAUAGUCCGCCGGCGCUGUCAGAUACAGCGGUGAAGGACAGCGUCCUGGCAAAUGCUGGAGUAGGCAAAACUGGGAGGAGGCGGCCGUGGCGGCGAGUACGCACGGCUCACCACUCGAAAAUCUGACACGUGGGGUUCGGAUGGGGUUGAGGAUACAGGGUAGGGUGUCUUUCUGUCAGAUCGAUCCCGCAAGGAGUACGCCUAGCCAAUAUUUUCUCAAAUCUUUUCAGUGCUCGCU
Mytilinidion resinicola is the source of this 1774-nucleotide messenger RNA. Its product is annotated as pectin lyase A precursor. Lineage: Eukaryota; Fungi; Ascomycota; Dothideomycetes; Mytilinidiales; Mytilinidiaceae. The coding region runs from base 469 to 1662 and encodes 397 amino acids. The record is from RefSeq and is a predicted model, not a curated record. The transcript has 6 exons. Gene Ontology annotation, molecular function: pectate lyase activity.